CUUGUUUCCACUGAGGGGGGGUGCUGCACCGCUCAGCCGCCUUUUAACGUAUCGGGGUGCGCGUGAGCUGUCCGCUUGCACAUGCACGCGUGCACCCUCCUCCUCGUGUAUUUCCGUCAUUAGGUUGGUUUAAGUGUGCAGAGAAGAAGGAGAAGGAGAAGAAGAAGCAGGAGGAGGAGAAGAAGAAGAUUAGGCAGAUGGUUAUUAGUUGAGCGGGCAGAGGAGGAGCAGGAGCAGGAGCGCGCGCUGCAAACACACCUGAUCAGCUGAUCAGUAGAGGAGGUGCAGGUGGUCUCACGAGGCGUCCAGGUCCACGGAGCAGAGCCAUGAGUCCGGCUCACAUGAGCCCUGCUCCCUGACGGACCAGAGGAGGAGGAGGGGGAGGAUGAAGGUUCGGCUCCACCAGCUCCACCAGCCGGUUUCAUAAUAAGAUGCCACCGGGCCCCGGGGCUCCGCACGCGCCUCGGAUCCACAACAGCCCGGGAUAACAAAACACGAAGAGGCAGAGAAGUCCAAUACAGGCAGGAACCAGCUCCGCCAGCGGUCCGGGACCAGCCCGGAGGGACGAGCCGGAGACACACAGGUCCGCAGUGAUGCUGCUGCCGUGGCUCACGGUCCUGUCAACGCUCCUCGUCCUGCUGCUGGCUGCCGGACGCUGCACCGCGGCAGCCUUGCUCCCGGGCUCUGGUACCCGGGUGGAUUGGCGCCUGGAUGGACGCAGUGGUGCACUGGAGCUGGUUCGCCGCGACCUGAAGACGAGGACGGAGGCAGCAGAGGAACCGUCCGGACACAGAGUCAAAACGCUGCAGAGAGAGAGCCGGUCACUGCAGGUACCAGAUCCACAUCACAAAGACAAGUACAUCAUACACCUGACAGGCCCUCUUUACAUCAACCCAAAGUGCAGGAAACACUUCCACAGACUUUACCACAACACCAGAGACUGCACCAUACCUGCCUAUUAUAAAAGAUGCGCUCGUCUGCUGACUCGACUGGCCAGCAGCCCUCGCUGUACCGAGAGAUAAACACACGGCGAGACUGGAAACAGCCUCUCUGUUGUCCAUCCACUGACGAGCCGGCAGAGUUCUCCAGCCAAUAGAAACUCCUCUGAGGCACCUCUGACCAGGAUGUUUUUUAUUCAACUCUCUGCCCAACAGACCUGGCUUAAUAUUAAAAUUAAAAUGUAAUAUCAGGCAGCGGACUCAGCGGCUGUGUUCUACCGGACUCUACUCUGCUGGACUCCACCAAUCUUCAACCUCUACAAUACGAAUGAAAAAGGAUUUCUAUUUUUCUGAAGAGAAAGUUCAACUGAGAGUUUGAGGUGAUUCUACUGGUUCCUAUUAAAGCAGCAGGAUUUCUUUUUCUGGCUGAAAGUAGGCGGAUCGCUGCUUUGAAAUCAAGAAAAAUGUCAGAUUGGAUCUGGACACUUUUUAAAAUCCGGGACCAAUGUCUUUUUCAGAUUUUUGGUGUGAUUUUGGAUUCCUGAACAUUUUGAAGCCUUCAGAGGAAAUAAAUGGACAAACCCUCUGAUUUGACAUCAUGUGCAACAAAAUCUGAAAUGCUGAAUGUGUUUUAUGUAACAUAAUGCAAAAUAACAAUAAUAAUAAUUACAGUAAUAAUAUUCCACUAUAUUUAUAUUGUUUAAGAUGCUGCCCAGUGUGCAAUAUGUACAUACUGAAGGAGGAAUAAAGACACACGUUUCAUAUA
Centropristis striata (black sea bass) is the source of this 1704-nucleotide messenger RNA. RefSeq names its product ALK and LTK ligand 2-like. Bases 594 to 1022 code for a protein of 142 amino acids. Lineage: Eukaryota; Metazoa; Chordata; Actinopteri; Perciformes; Serranidae. The record is from RefSeq and is a predicted model, not a curated record. Gene Ontology annotation, biological process: positive regulation of ERK1 and ERK2 cascade; positive regulation of ERK5 cascade. The transcript has 6 exons. Gene Ontology annotation, molecular function: receptor tyrosine kinase binding; receptor signaling protein tyrosine kinase activator activity.